Messenger RNA from Diatraea saccharalis (sugarcane borer), 4331 nucleotides. Lineage: Eukaryota; Metazoa; Arthropoda; Insecta; Lepidoptera; Crambidae. The record is from the annotation of a GenBank genome assembly.
UCUAAGAUAGUAUUCAGCAUAUUGCUUGAUAACUUUUAGGUACAUUUCUGGUGAAUCAUUACUGAACUCUGUACAGUGGUUCGACUUUUUUUUAUUAUAUUACUUAAACGUGUUAUUGUAUUAUUUCGUAUAAGAUAUCAUCAUUACACAGCAUAAUCAACUUUAUCACACGAUAACAGAAUGGAUUUUGAUCGGAAGAGUUUGUUGCUAUAAGCCCAAUUGAAUUGUAUACUUAAUAUAUUAGUUCUCACUUUCCAAUAAUACACUGUGUAUGUGCAUAUGGUUUACAAUAUUACACUGUGUUAUUUAUUAUUAUAUUUUGUUACCCUCGCAGAAUAGCUGACUUACUAGGGUUUUAGGGCUUACCUAGGGUUUUAACUCCUAGAUUGAGGAACCAUUGGUUUAGAAAGUUUUGUUAUCUUCAAUAUAACUAUUGAUGCUAUAAGUAUGGCAACGGUAAGCAACGCCGUGUUAAACAUGCUUUUAAUUAUAGAUUUACAAUGGAUGGGGGUCCAAAAUGGCUUUUCUGAGCUUGAAAAUUUGAAGCCUUGAAGCAUUUAUAAAUUUUUGUAUUAAAAUAUUUUAGAACAUAUUUAUUCAUAUUAUUAUAUUUGAUCAAUUUUGCAUUCACAAUGCUAUACUGAAAAAUUUUAUUCUUAAAGAAAAAUGCUUAAAAAUUGUCCCUGGUACUCUGAGAUGGGACUCAAACCCAUGACCUUUCGCAAUCCGGGUGACUGCUCUAACCACUGAGUUACCUAGGACCUAACCAAAGAAAUUACCUCACAGGACUGACGAAAUUUCAAACACUUAUUACUUUUUCGCUACUACAGACCGUAUUUUCAAGCAAUCCACCCAAACAGUCAAAAUAAAUAUCUUCACAAAUAUUUAAACUUUCGAUAAAGAUGAAAAUUUGUUCUAAUUAUUAUAUUUGAUUUCAUUCACAAUGCUAUAGUGAAAAAUAUUUUUAAUGACAACAUUUAUAAUGAAUGUUUUGUGUCUCAUCAGUGUGUUUCAUCAUAGUUCUAAAUAAGAAAAUAGUUGCGCCAAUGCGCCUUUUUUGACUUCUUUCACGACCAAAAACAUCCCUUAUGGACUCUCAUCCUUUAAAAAAACAUAUUUUAAAGAAACACUAUAUCAUUUUAAGCCAGUUUUAGAACUAAUAGUAAAAAGAUCUAUUUAUCAUAUCUCUAAAGCCCUUUUAAUAAUCUUUAUCGGCAGAAUCAUAAGAAUUAUAUAUCUUUUGAGUUGUUACAAAUAGAUAUCUAUCUAGCAGAUAUCUAAGUUCGAUAAUUUUCCUAAUCAUGUUGUUACGGAUCGUGUUAUAUAAUAAUAUUAUUUUAUCGUCAUGCAUAUUCAUAAAUAAAUCUAUCUCGCUGUCUGUAAGUCAGUAUCGCUAUAUGUUGGCAUCACAAAAAACUUACGAAAGAAAUUUUUAUACUCGGGUAAAAAUAGUCAAGAUUUUUUAGAUUAAAUAUGUAAUAAGAAUAGAUUUUUAUUUUGUGCAAUACCAGUUACAGUAUAUGGGACCCUGACUUCUAAGCUAGUUUUAUCCGAAUUUUAGAAGCCAGUGUUUUCGCAAUGAUUAAUAUAAUAUAGUCAUUACAAAAGAGAAAAAAGAAUCAGUAUAAUUCGCAAAUAAGUAGGUAGUUAGUUUCUGAUUUCCAUUACAAAAUUAGAUGAAAGUACUUUUAAACAAGUUUAAGCGCAUGUCGAAAGUAGAUUGAUUAUAAAAAAUAUGAGAUUCCAACAUAUAGAAAAUAAUUUAUUUAUAUUGUUAUCUUGUAGGUACCUAUAGUUUGUAAAGUCAAGACUAGUUUUACAAGCACACAUUUAUCGCAUACGCGUGAAGCGGAUUAUAAACGAGUGCCGCAUUUUCUGUUAUUUGUGUGAAGUUAUAAACAAUGUCAGUUGCUAUAAAUAAAGGUAUUUACAUAGUGGCUGCUAAGCGCACACCCUUCGGCCGGUUGGGUGGUCUAUUGCGGGAUGUACACCCUUCAGACCUUGUCGCCACUGCUGCUAAAGAAGCUUUUAAGGCAUCUGGUGUAUCGCCAGCUCUUAUAGAUUCUGUUAACGUUGGACAAGUUUAUGGACUUAGUGGAACUUCAGAUGGAGGGCUUUCGCCACGUCACGCAGCGCUGAAAGCAGGCGUGGCACAGGAAAAACCAGCUCUAGGUGUUAACAGACUCUGCGGCUCCGGGUUUCAAGCGGUUGUUAACAGCGCCCAGGAUAUCAUGACUGGAGCGGCACAAAUUUCACUCGCCGGUGGCACAGAGAACAUGUCAGCGGUGCCGUUCGUUGUGCGAAACACCCGUUUUGGUACCACCCUCGGCAAUAGUAUUCAGUUCGAAGAUAUGCUAUCCGCUGGAUCACUAGACAGUUACUGUAACUUCACGAUGCCACAGACUGCUGAGAAUUUGGCAGAGAAAUAUGAACUUAAGAGAGGAGAAGUGGAUGAAUUCGCAUUGCAAUCUCAGAAGAGAUGGAAAACUGCCUAUGAUGCCGGCAUUUUUAAAGAAGAAAUGGCACCUAUCACAGUCAAGGUGAAGAAGCAAGAAGUGGUAGUUGAUAAAGACGAACAUCCUCGGCCUGAAACUACUAGUGAGGCUCUUUGCAAGUUACCUGUCUUGUUCAGAAAGGGGGGAGUAGUAACCGCUGGAAACUCUUCUGGAGUAAAUGACGGCGCAGGAGCUUUAAUACUGGCAAGCGAAGAGGCAGUUCAGCAGAAUAAACUCAGCCCUCUAGCCAGACUAGUAGGAUGGUCAUACGUGGGCGUAGACCCUAGCGUCAUGGGCAUCGGUCCAGUACCCGCCAUACAAAACUUGCUCAAAGUAACCAAUCUAACCCUCAACGACAUCGAUUUGAUUGAAAUAAAUGAAGCUUUCGCGGCACAAACUCUAGCGUGUGUUCGUGAAUUAAACCUCGACCAGGCUAAGUUGAACGUGAACGGUGGUGCCAUAGCCCUCGGUCACCCGGUGGGUGCUUCGGGCGCGAGGAUCACUGCCCAUCUUACUCACGAACUCAGGCGCUACGCGUUCAAAAUUCAACUGAUAUCAAACUACUCAUACUCAGCUAUUUGCAAAUAUCACAAAUGUUCACACAAACAACUGACGUCAGUUGUGUUGAGGUGUUGGGCGAUGUCGCUGAAGUGCAAAGGAGUAUUCAUAAUUGGCGCUAAAAGGACGCCAUUUUGUAAAUUUGGUGGUGUACUUCGAGAUACACCGGCUUGUGAUGCAUUUGCUGUAACUGCUAAAGAUGCGAUCCAAACAGCCAAAGUGGACCCUAAUAUUAUAAACAACACUGUCGUCGGCAACGUUCAUUACCUAAGUCAAUGCGAUGGUGGAAAAACACCUAGAUAUUGUGGCAUUUACUCCGGUGUGCCGAUAGAUCGGCCGGCUUUGGGAGUGAACAAAUCCUGUGGGUCAGGACUACAAGCUCUUAUUACAGGAGCGUUGGACAUUUUGACGGGAGUUGGGAAAGUGUCACUCACAGGUGGCACAGAAAUAAUGUCAGCUCUUCCCUUCUUAGUAAAGAACGCACGAUUCGGCACCACUUUAGGCAAGAGUUACCUUCUUGAAGAUUAUAUACAGAAACAGUUUCUAGAUGGCUACUCUGGAAUGACUUUGGAGAUGAUGUCAGAAAAAUUAGCAACAAAAUAUGGAGUAUAUAGAAAGGACGUUGAUGAAUAUGCUGUGCAGAGUCACAUGAAAUGGAAAGCAGCUCAAGAAUCAAACGUCUUUGACGAUGAAAUAACAAAGCUAACAUUAAACAUAAAAAACAAGCAAACCAUUGUUAUCAAAGACGAACUACCUCAACCAGAUGUAGAAGUGAGCGCACUGGCUACCCUGCCGACAACAGUAGACGGGGCAUCGAUUGUCACCGCUGGCAAUUCUUCGAUGCAUGCUGAUGGCGCAGCAGCUGUACUCAUCUCUGACGAGGAAACUGUUCUCCAACAUUACUUGAAUCCACUAGCGCGUAUAGUUGCGUGGGCACGUGUAGGAUCCGACCCACUGCAACUUGAUCUUGGAGCAGUGCUGGCAGUAAGAAAGUUACUGGACAUCACUGGAUUUAACGUUGAUGAUGUGGAUUUGUUUGAGAUCAAUGAGACCUUCGCAGCACAAGCAAUAGUGAGCGCUCGUGAGCUGAAAGUUGGCACUGAAAUAUUGAACGUGAGUGGCGGCGCUAUCGCAGUGGGUAACCCUGUAGGAGCCACGGGCGCCAGGAUGGUAGUCCAUCUCGUCCAUCAGCUACGUCGCCGUAAGAACAAGAGAGGCAUCGCCGCAUCCAGCUGUGGCGGUGGACAAGGAUUAGCUUUACUGAUCGAAACGAUAUGA